Molecule: messenger RNA, 3923 nt
Organism: Theobroma umbraticum
Lineage: Eukaryota; Viridiplantae; Streptophyta; Magnoliopsida; Malvales; Malvaceae
Product: AP-2 complex subunit alpha-1-like
Biological process (GO): clathrin-dependent endocytosis; intracellular protein transport
Cellular component (GO): membrane coat; AP-2 adaptor complex
Molecular function (GO): clathrin-cargo adaptor activity
Source: RefSeq, a predicted model, not a curated record
GGUAAUUAAGAAAUUAAAAUAAAUGAGUAAAAUAAAAGUCGUCUCCAGCUCUUAGCGACGGCUUUUUCCAAAUUUUGUUCCUCAGUCCACCUUCUCCCUUUCUCUCUCUCUCUCUCUCCUUAGAUCAAACCAAAUAUUUUCCCCUCCUUUCUUUUACAAUUACAUUACGAAAUUUCCUGUUUUGGUUUUCCACACCUCAUUUUUGCCUUCAAAUUUUUGUUCUCUUUUUUCUAUAUGCCGGAUCGAUUUCGCCGUUCCCGUUGAAAGAAAGGAGAGAAAGAUCUGGAAAAUUGAGAGGCAGAUCCAAAAGGAAGAAGAGUUGGAUCUGAUCGGUCAAGUGGAAUGGCAAUGCACGGGAUGAGAGGGCUCUCGGUUUUCAUAAGCGACGUUCGAAAUUGCCAGAACAAAGAGCAAGAACGAUUGCGUGUCGAUAAAGAGCUCGGCAACAUCCGUACUCGCUUCAAAAAUGAAAAGGGAUUGACUCCAUAUGAGAAGAAGAAAUAUGUUUGGAAAAUGCUUUAUAUUUACAUGCUGGGUUAUGAUGUUGAUUUUGGUCACAUGGAAGCUGUUUCUUUGAUUUCUGCACCAAAGUAUCCAGAAAAGCAGGUUGGAUACAUUGUGACAUCAUGUUUGCUCAAUGAGAAUCAUGAUUUUCUGAGACUAGCAAUCAACACCGUACGCAAUGAUAUAAUUGGUCGAAAUGAGACUUUCCAGUGCCUAGCAUUAACUAUGGUUGGGAAUAUUGGUGGGAGAGAAUUUGCUGAGUCUUUGGCACCUGAUGUUCAAAAGUUACUUCUUUCUAGCAGCUGCAGACCACUUGUACGAAAAAAAGCUGCAUUAUGUUUGCUGCGCUUGUAUAGGAAAAAUCCUGAUGUUGUCAAUGUUGAUGGCUGGGCGGAUCGGAUGUCGCAGCUUUUAGAUGAGCGUGAUCUUGGUGUUUUGACCUCUUCUAUGAGCCUUCUUGUUGCUUUGGUAUCAAAUAAUCAUGAAGCAUAUUGGACUUGCCUUCCAAAGUGCGUUAAAAUAUUGGAGCGCCUUGCGAGGAACCAAGAUGUUCCACAGGAAUAUACUUACUAUGGUAUCCCAUCUCCCUGGCUUCAGGUUAAGACAAUGAGGGCUCUUCAGUAUUUUCCUACCAUUGAAGAUCCAAACACCAGAAGAACUUUGUUUGAGGUCUUACAACGGAUAUUAAUGGGAACUGAUGUCGUGAAAAAUGUUAAUAAGAACAAUGCAUCACAUGCAGUUCUCUUUGAAGCCCUUGCUCUAGUCAUGCAUCUUGAUGCUGAAAAGGAGAUGAUGUCUCAGUGUGUUGCCCUUCUUGGGAAAUUCAUUGCUGUUCGCGAACCAAAUAUUAGAUAUCUUGGUUUGGAAAAUAUGACUAGGAUGCUAAUGGUUACUGAUGUGCAAGAUAUUAUCAAAAGACAUCAGGCGCAGAUCAUCACAUCAUUGAAGGAUCCUGAUAUCAGUAUUCGUAGGCGUGCUCUUGAUUUGCUUUAUGGUAUGUGUGAUGUAACAAAUGCAAAGGACAUUGUUGAAGAACUAUUGCAGUAUCUGAGCACAGCUGAUUUCGUAAUGCGUGAGGAAUUGUCUCUUAAGGCUGCCAUUCUUGCAGAGAAGUUUGCUCCUGAUUUGUCAUGGUAUGUGGAUGUGAUCCUUCAGUUGAUUGACAAGGCAGGAGAUUUUAUUAGUGAUGACAUAUGGUUCCGUGUUGUGCAAUUUGUUACUAACAACGAGGACUUACAGCCUUAUGCAGCUGCAAAGGUGAAAGAGUAUCUUGACAAGCCUGCUGUACACGAGACAAUGGUCAAGGUCAGUGCUUAUAUUCUUGGAGAAUACAGCCACCUUCUGGGUAGACGGCCUGGGUGUAGCCCUAAAGAAAUCUUCAGCAGCAUACAUGAGAAGCUUCCAACAGUAUCGACUACUACCAUUCCUAUUCUUUUAUCGGCUUAUGCUAAGAUCUUAAUGCACAGUCAGCCACCAGAUCAAGAACUGCAAAAUCAGAUUUGGGCAAUAUUCAAUAAAUAUGAGAGUUGCAUUGAUGCGGAGAUACAACAACGAGCUGUUGAAUAUUUUGCAUUAAGUCAAAAAGGUGCUGCUCUAAUGGAUAUAUUGGCUGAAAUGCCUAAAUUUCCUGAACGUCAGUCUGCGUUGAUCAAAAAGGCGGAAGAUGCUGAGGUUGACUCUGCAGAGCAAAGUGCUAUCAAGUUGCGUGCUCAACAGCAAACAUCAAAUGCUCUAGUUGUAACUGAUCAACUCCCUGCUAAUGGGGCACCACCACCAGUUCCUGUUGGCCCGCUUACUCUUGUAAAGGUGCCCAGCAUGACCAGUGAUGAGGAUCAUAGGUCAACAGACCAAGCUUUGACUCACGAAAAUGGGACUUUAAGCAAAGUAGAUCCUCAACCUCCUUCAGCAGAUCUCCUUGGUGAUCUUUUGGGUCCACUGGCUAUUGAAGGCCCUCCUGGUGCUACUGUUCAAUCUGAGCACAAUCCUGUCUCCGGAUUGGAAGGUGGUCCAGAUGCAGUGGAUGGUUCAGCCAUAGUGCCUAUAGAAGAGCAGACUAAUACGGUUCAGCCAAUAGGAAAUAUUGCUGAAAGAUUUCAUGCUUUAUGCCUGAAAGAUAGUGGCGUUCUAUAUGAGGAUCCUUACAUUCAGAUUGGCAUUAAAGCAGAGUGGCGAGCUCAUCAUGGACGCCUCGUUCUUUUCUUGGGAAACAAAAAUACAGCUCCUCUGGGUUCAGUUCAGGCUCUAAUAUUGCCUCCUGCCCAUUUAAAGAUGGAGCUUUCGUUAGUGCCUGACACUAUACCUCCCCGAGCACAGGUGCAAUGCCCACUUGAGGUUGUAAAUCUCCGGCCAAGCCGGGAUGUAGCUGUUCUCGACUUCUCCUACAAGUUUGCAACCAAUAUGGUUAAUGUCAAGCUUCGCCUUCCUGCUUUGUUGAAUAAAUUUCUUCAGCCAAUACCAGUGUCUGCUGAGGAGUUUUUCCCUCAAUGGAGAUCACUUUCAGGACCACCAUUGAAGCUUCAGGAAGUUGUUAGAGGUGUAAGACCAAUGCCUCUUCCAGAAAUGGCAAAUCUACUCAACAGUUUCCGGCUAAUGAUUUGUCCAGGGCUUGAUCCAAAUCCUAAUAAUCUAGUUGCAAGCACCACCUUCUACUCGGAGAGUACACGUGCCAUGCUUUGUUUGGUCAGAAUUGAAACAGAUCCAGCAGACAGAACCCAGUUGCGAAUGACACUUGCUUCGGGUGAUCCUACAUUAACAUUUGAGUUGAAGGAGUUCAUCAAGGAACAAUUGGUUAGCAUUCCAAUAGCUCCUCGGACACCAACAGCAGUGGCACCACCAGCACCUCCUGCAGCUCAACCAACUCCAGAAAUACCGGCGAACGAUCCUGCUGCUCUACUAGCCGGUUUGCUGUGAUGAAACUGAAGAUGACUGAAUGUGAAGAUUUGUUCAAUAUACAAUGAACCUUGAUUUAUACAGCCGGCCCACCCAUUUGCCCCUCACAUUAAGAGGUGUAUAUGGAAAUCAAUCAUGAUGCAAGGGCUGGCGGGAUCACAGAUGAGCUAAAUAUGUUGUCGGCUUAGUGAAGAAGGGUUGGUCGGGAUUUUGUGAUUCUUUCUGCGCAAUGAGAUUGUGCCUUGGUGAGUUUCCUUUUGGUUUUUUUUUUUCUUUUUAAAAAAUGAAUUUUAAAGCCUUUUCUUUUUCCCUCUUUCAGUGUCUUUAUUGGGGGGGUUGAGGGUUUUCUUUUUCUUCAUUUUACUUCCCAGAUUUACCAGAUUGGUUUCUCUAGUACGAUGUCGUAGCAUGUAAGAUAUGGCAUGAAGUUAGGAUCGGUUGUAACAGUAUUCGUUUGUCAAUCCAAUAUAUUUUUUUUAAUAAGAUAAAAAGUAUAGUGAGGAGAAAAGAAGAUGUGGAUUUUGAUCGGA